Molecule: messenger RNA, 786 nt
Organism: Drosophila takahashii
Lineage: Eukaryota; Metazoa; Arthropoda; Insecta; Diptera; Drosophilidae
Gene: Flad2
Product: Flavin adenine dinucleotide synthetase 2
Biological process (GO): FAD biosynthetic process
Molecular function (GO): FMN adenylyltransferase activity
Source: RefSeq, a predicted model, not a curated record
AUACGCCGAUAAAGAGAAGAUUCUGUUAUGCUUGUUAAAAUGAAAUUGCCGCCUCGAGUUUGGCAAAGAGUGUGGUAUAAUCAGCUAGAAACUCGUCGCUUGCAUGUUCCACCAGUUGAAGUGAAAAGUCUGAAUGACCAAUUGAGGGAAAAACUUAAGCACUCUGGAGAGUUGAUAAAACGCGCAAUGACUCUGUAUAAGCCAAACGAAAUUAUGCUGUGCUUCAAUGGCGGCAAGGAUUGCACGGUCUUGCUGGAUAUUUUGGCAAAAGUGAAGCCUCCAUCGAUGCCACUGGGAGCGGUAUACGUUAGCUGCCCAGAUCCUUUCGAGGAACUGGAAAAGUUUGUCGACGAUUGUGCUCAGCGGUAUGGACUACAAUUGCGGCGCUUCGAGGGAGACCUCAGGAUGGCCUUCGAACGGCUUUUGGCCGAGAAUCCCCAGGUGCAGGCAAUGUUUCUCGGCUGUCGACGCAGCGAUCCUGGGGGUUUGAAUCUAGGUGAGAUGCUACCCAGCGACAAUGGAUGGCCACCGAUGAUGCGAAUCUUCCCGCUGCUCGAUUGGAGCUACCACGACAUUUGGAGAUAUAUAAGGGUUAAUGAUCUGCCCUAUUGCUGCCUCUACGAUCAGGGAUACACAUCGCUAGGGGAUCGCAGAUCAACGCAUGUGAAUCCCAGUCUGAUGGUUUACGACGAGAAGCUGGACAAGAUGACCUACCGGGCGGCCUACGAAUUGGAGGACAGCCGCCUGGAACGGGCCAACAGGGAUGAGCAUGAGUCCAAGCAAUAA